This is a messenger RNA of Zingiber officinale, 366 nucleotides long. RefSeq lists its product as uncharacterized. The transcript is spliced from 2 exons. The record is from RefSeq and is a predicted model, not a curated record. NCBI's taxonomy places the organism in Eukaryota, Viridiplantae, Streptophyta, Magnoliopsida, Zingiberales, Zingiberaceae. The coding region runs from base 1 to 366 and encodes 121 amino acids.
AUGACAUUGCAAUUCGUCGAAUCCAUAGCACCGCCAAUGGCAGUUCAGCAGGAGCGCGCACGGCAGCUCUUCCGGUGCAAUCCGUCCGGGCGCUGCGUCGGUGCUUCCGGACGAGGUGGUCGAGCUGAAGUCAGCGUGGCGACGGCGGUCCUGGAGGAGGACGCAGCAGCGCACGGCCACGGCGAUAGCUACUGGACCCCUGACCCGGACACCGGCGUCUUCGGCCCCGAGGACGACCGUCACGGUCAAAGAAGAAGUGGAAACGCUCGCGGCGGCGGCUCGUCGGUGCCGGAGGAGAACGCUUGGAUCCGACAUCUCGAGGUGGAGGAUGCCGAAAAGCUUGAUCCAGCGGCCGCCAUGGACUAG